GCCGUGGUGCGCAUGCGUACUCUGAGCUUUGUGGGGCCGGGGUGAGCGUGGUGUGGUGAGGUUCUCUGCGCUGCGGAGGGCGUAUGGCGGCCGAACUGGGUCAGUGCAGUAGCCGCGUUCUCAGAGCGUUUCUCGUUCUUUGUUGACUGGGGCGGAACCUAGCUACGGCGAGCAGCGAGGCCCACAGGUCAAGAAGCCAUUCAGUUCCUGUUUAAUAACCAAAUAAAAUGGCAUCCAGACAGAUUACACAGGAAACAUUUGAUGAUGUGGUGCAAGAAAACAUCAUGGAAUUUGAAAUGGAUCCAGAUGAGGCCGUGAAAGACGCUGUCCAGCAAUUUGAAUCUCAGGGUGUUGAUCUGAGUACUGUUGUGAAAGCUGCACGGAAACCCACCUCUGAAAAUGGCCAAGAGCAAAAACACGACAUUUUGCUGACAUUAGACUCGCUCAGGAAAUCCAUCGCUGACUCUGCACUCAGUGAGGUCGGUGAGCAGCUAGUGCGCUUCAGUGAGCAAUGCAGAGAACAGCUGGCUGUCCGCUACUUGGCUGGGCGGAAAGGUGCCUGUCCUGUGGUGCUGGCUGCCUGCAAGCUGGCCUCAGGAAACAGAAGUGCCAUGCUCAAGGCCCUGCAUGCUUUGUCUGCCCUCAUGGAUGGGCAGCCAGACCUGCUCGACUCUGCAGGCCAAGAGCUGUUGCUGCAAACACUGAAGGAAAAUGCAGAUGACGCUGAAAUGACUCUAGCUGGGAUCCGGUGCAUCCGACACGCCUGUCUGAAACAUGAGCAGAACCGCCAGGAACUGGUGAAAGGUGGCAUCCUGCCAUUGCUGACGGGUGCCAUUGUCCGGCAUGGCGACUGUGCUGGGGUGGUCCGGGAGGCCUCCUCAGCGCUCAGGGUCAUGACAUUUGAUGAUGACAUCCGGGUGCCUUUCGGCCAGGCCCAUGAUCAUGCCAAGAUGAUUGUGUCAGAACACAACGGUUUAAAGAUCCUCAUAGAGGCUGCCAAAGCAUUCACAGACGACUCCAGCGUUCUCCGUGAGCUUUGUGCCACCUUGGCUCGCCUGUCCGUCCGGAACGAGUUCUGUCAAGAGAUUGUGGACCUUGGAGGCUUGAAUUUCAUGGUGGCCCUGCUGGCUGACUGCAUUGACCAUCAGGAGCUGGUAAAGCAGGUGCUGAGCGCCAUGUGGGCCAUCGCAGGGAACGAUGACGUGAAAGACGCCAUAGUCAACACUGGAGGAACAGACCUCAUUGUGCUGGCUAUGAGCCAUCAUCUUGCCAGCCCUCAGAUCUGUGAGCAGGGCUGUGCAGCCUUGUGCAUGCUGGCCUUGCGCAAGCCAGAGAACUGCAAAGUCAUCAUGGAAGGCGGAGGGGCCUUGGUAGCUCUUCAGGCCAUGAAGGUGCAUCCAAGAGAAGUUGCUGUGCAGAAACAGGCCUGCAUGCUGAUCCGGAACCUGGUCUCCCGGAACCGGGACUUCUCUCAGGCUAUCCUGGAGAUGGGAGCUGAGAACUUGAUUGUGGAGGCUCGUGCGGUGCACCAGGAUUGUGACGACAUAGCCAAAGCUGCCUUGAGAGACCUUGGCUGUAAAGUGGAUCUCCGAGAGCUGUGGACAGGCCAAAAGGGAAGCCUGGCUCCCUAAACCACUGCCCCUGAGAGCCCUGGAAGCUUGGGACAUCUCCAUAUGCAGCAUCUACAGGCAAACAUGGCAUCAAAUAAUCUACACUUAAAACUGGCCCCGAGCAGCUGAAGAGAAUUCCUGGCCUGUGAGGCUCUCAUGGUGUGGGCUGUACUACUCACGGGCAUCUAAGCUGUUGCUGAGAUGGCUUUGUCUGUGUAUAUAGGCUACAGAUACACAGAACUUGUGGUGAUGAUCUACUCUCUCUACAACUUGAUGCCUGGGAAAGACCUACUUCUCCCCUCCCCCCCACAUUGCUGUGUUACUUAUUUAUUGCAUGGGCUGUUCCUAUGUGUGUCUGUCCAUGUUGUGAUCCAAAGUAGAUCUCUUCCUGCAGCAGUUUGGCAGCUACCAUUUUAACCAGCCUUGUCCUACCUCCUGACCCCUGCUCUGUGCCACUGGUGGCUAGCCGUCCCAAAGGCUAUGUGGGGGAGAUGACACCAAUAUAGUGAAUGUCCCGUCCUAUCCCAAUGCUGUUACUAGCAGGCUAGGCGGUGUCUCACUGUGUUGGCUAUAUGCUCCAUUUCCAUCCGAUGCAGCAUUUUAAACAAAUGCAAAGUAUUGGCUGGAAACGUCAUGGCCUGGUGUGUCACAUUUAUAAUCGCUGAGCUUCCAGAAAUAAAUGUAAGACGAUAGGUGUGAGAGAGCUUUGGGGGCAGGGAAAAAAUAGCUUGGUGUGCCACAGUGUUGUGCCACCAGAGAGCCAGCCACAUUUUGCGGCCUUUGCUGGGAUCACCAGACAUACUCUCCCAGAGCCAAGACUCUUGUAUCGUAGUUGCCUGCUCUGAUCAACAAGCCAUGGCUCCCCUUGGAGCGGGAAGACGCUAUAUUUGGAGGAAAGUGGUGGAAGGACAAGGCAGUCUGAAAUCUCUUGACUUCUCCCUUACACAUAGGCUAAAUAGCCCCCUCCUGAGCCAGGAGGAAGCAUUUUUGUGAAUGUCAUCAUUCCUCUUACUGUCUGUGGUUUACAGUUCUGCUCCAGCUGUUAGCCCCCAUGCUCUGUUCUAUUGCCAUUUGCUUCAUUGUUGAGUGACGAAAUUCAUAUUAUAAGAAACGUAAAGGGUGCUUGGCCCCAGACAAGCCAAUUUGUAAAGCGGGGAGGGUGGAAAAGAUGACUAAUGCUUUUGGGCAUUUUAAACUGAUUAUACCAAGUGUGUAAGUAAAUGCUGCUGCAGCUGUGUGGUGUCUGCCUGUAAGGCAGCAAAAGCCUUGACAGCUUUGCAAGCCCCAUAGGCACUAAUUCCAUGUGCAGUGUGUGUUUGCAAUAAGCUGCCUACAUCCCUUUCUCAGUUGCUUUUUCUGGCGAAAGCUGCAUCCAUCUGUCUGUGUCUCUGCAAUCUCAGUUCAAUAAACCCUGCCAGGCUGCACUUGAUCAUCUCUCCAUAGGACAGGCAAUGACUGGGCUUAACAAAGAGGCCAGAAUUCAGUGGGCCUGGGAGCAUUCUGAAGGGGCAUUUCUCUGAUGCUGGCCUGCCCUUUUGAUACUGCUUCAGCAAUGGGUCUGGGAUGGGCUGGAAGGGCCAGAGUUGCAUCUGAGCACAGCAGGGCAUUUGGGAGGAUGGACUGGCCUGGAAGGAUGGGGAUGGAUAUGAAUUCUCUCCUGGCUUAGACAAGUGACGACUCUUUUCUGCAGAGUAGCCCCAAUCUUUCACCCUUUACUCCAUCCUGGGUCUGAGUCCCUGGCUCCUAUCCAGCUGAGGAGGGCUAGGCAGGGUCUGUGCUGCUCUGUGUUAGCUGCAGGGGGAUUCCAGACAUGAGGUGCGUGCACUCGCUUCCCUGAGGAGUGAGUGCACACAGCAGUGCAUAAGGGCCCUGGAUCCAGGGUGACUUUGAGAGAGGAUACCCAGGCCCCUCCCAAAAAAAAGCAAAGCAGAGAAAACCAGAAGCUGUUACAGAAAUAAUAUAUAUUUGAAAAAUACCCAGCCCUGGGUGUGUGGCGGUACCCGUUCAUCUUCCUGAAGUUCACAGAGGCCAAGGAAGGGGGAGGUGAGGUGCUUUAAUGGGGGUGAAUGCGGUUCCGCCUGCGGGAGAUCCACCAUCUCAGCCUACUGCCCACUUGUCCCCUGGCCUCCUCUGUCCCCCAGCUGCUGCCAGCCUGUGGCUUCACCGUAGAUGACCUCCUGAAGAUCUUUCGUACCCAGCUUACCAAGGAGCGCAGGCUGAGCCGGGAGGGGGUGGAUCGUGGCUCUUCACCAGUCCAGUUGCCAGAGGUUGUGGGACAAGAGCGUGGUGAGAGCUUCCCGUGCCCUCCUUCCUGUCCACUUCCUGAUGCUUCAAUCUACAAAUAUCAAUGACAGGGAGGAGUUGGUGGGAGGAGCCUUCUCUAGCCCCUCCUCCUGCACAUGGGUGGGACUGUCAGCUGUCACUCUUGACAGCAGGGUUUUGUGGGACCAUUACAAUGUUCCUUAGCUGGACCCAUUCUCUAACAGUUCCUGUUUGAAAGGCGCCUCGUGCCCCAAUGGCUUUGGGCUGGACACAGGUACCAGCAGGGGAGGUUUCAUGCUCCUGCAUUUCUCUGCAAUCUUUCUUGCUUCUAGGGAAAUUGAGAAGCACUAUAGUCCCUUUAUUUCACUGCCAAGGGCCCUUCCAGACUGAGGGGCUCUGGGGGGCUUUAUUUGCCAAAGAAUCCGUUUUCUUCUGAUCCCCUGUAAUAAAGGUGUGAAAGCACAGAAGUGCAGUGACGGAAUGGAUGUUUAUUUCCUGGCCCAUGUCACCUGCCAUGGGCUAGGGCUACGGAAUCUUAAUAUCCCGCUACGUGGCAGGGGUUUUGCACUCUUAGUAGGGGGUCAGAUGUCACCAGCUACGGAGCCUUGGGCUGGAGCAGAGCCCUCUAAAGAUUAACCAACUCCUUCAAAACCAGAGUGAGUCUUCCCUUGGCAACAGCACCCCAACUCCAGUUUAGAAGG
Mauremys reevesii (Reeves's turtle) is the source of this 4573-nucleotide messenger RNA. RefSeq names its product armadillo repeat containing 6 (gene ARMC6). NCBI's taxonomy places the organism in Eukaryota, Metazoa, Chordata, Testudines, Geoemydidae. Gene Ontology annotation, biological process: hematopoietic progenitor cell differentiation. The transcript is spliced from 8 exons. Gene Ontology annotation, molecular function: protein binding. The record is from RefSeq and is a predicted model, not a curated record. Bases 228 to 1631 code for a protein of 467 amino acids.